Molecule: messenger RNA, 1171 nt
Organism: Gastrolobium bilobum
Lineage: Eukaryota; Viridiplantae; Streptophyta; Magnoliopsida; Fabales; Fabaceae
Product: transcription initiation factor TFIID subunit 14b-like
Exons: 6
Coding region: 57-878 (273 amino acids)
Biological process (GO): regulation of DNA-templated transcription
Source: RefSeq, a predicted model, not a curated record
CUAAAAUUUGUUGCUCAGAUUCAGCUUCGAUUUUUGUGACGAACUCGUAAAUUGAUAUGAUCAACAGCUCAUCUUCGAAAAAGCAAGGUCAAGAUCAGUCUGAAUUAAGUGGUCCUACACCCAAAUCUCAGCGAUCCAAAAUGGGCAAGUCCGAAGACAACGAUAAGAAGAACUUGGGUAAGAAACUCAAAGAUGUAGAAACAAGCGUUCCAAUAGUGUAUGGAAACAUAGCAUUUUGGCUUGGCAAAAAGGCUAGCGAGUAUCAGUCGCAUAAAUGGACUAUAUAUGUUCGUGGAGCAACCAAUGAGGAUCUUGGGACUAUAGUAAAGCGUGCUGUUUUUCAGUUGCAUUCUAGUUUCAAUAAUCCCACAAGGGUUGUGGAGUCACCGCCUUUUGAGUUGUCAGAGGCAGGAUGGGGUGAAUUUGAAAUUGCCAUCACACUUUAUUUCCACAGCGAUGUUUGUGACAAGCCUUUGAACUUAUAUCAUCACUUGAAGUUGUACCCAGAGGAUGAAAACAGUUCCAUGUCCACAAAGAAGCCUGUUGUUGUGGAAUUUUAUGAUGAGAUAGUAUUCCCUGAUCCUUCCGAGGCUUUUUUAGCUCGUGUGCAAAGUCAUCCAGCCGUGAACUUGCCAAGAUUGCCUGCUGGGCUUACCUUACCUCCUCCCAUACCUGUUGAGGAUGUAAGUAAAAGAAGGAGAGGGGAUACCAAAGAUCAUUCCUUAAGCCAAUGGUUCAUGAAUUUCUCAGAAGCAGAUGAGCUUUUACAGCUUGCAGCAGCUCGUCAGCAGGUUCAAGCUCAUAUUGCUAAACUCAGACGACAGAUAAGUUUGAUAGAUGGACAGCAUCAGCAGUUCAAAUCUUCUUCUGACCAAUAGAUGUACGAUCAGGAUCUUUGGGGUGUAUUUUCUAAUUAGUCAUACAGCAGAGAAUGGGUUGAUUAUAUGCCCUUCAUCACUCAUCAGCUAGUUUUUCUUUCGUUUUAUUAUAAUUUAUUUCAAUUUUGUCUGCGAUGUUGUAAUUGUUUAAGAUAAGUUUGGCUCUGCCAAUAAAUAUAAGCGGCAAAUGUGUAACGAUAUAGUCACUAGAGAUUAACAAAUGUAGUUUUUUUGUUUUAUGUUUAUUAAAGUAUACUUAGCAGUAUAACUAUAAAAUUAAAUAUAUCAUGUUG